AUGGUCAUCAGAUACUUUAUCAUGAAGACGGUGAAAUCCGGAGACAUGGGGGCAAAGUUGUUGACUGGGCAAGAUCUCUCCCGCGCCGUGGACGGGGAAAUUCUCGCAGCGGAGUCUCUCGGGCCACUGGAAGCCGAACUUGUUCAUGAGGGCCUCGCAGCCCUGUCUCGCCCGCUCGCACAAGGAGCGACACGGCGGGAUGGCUUGCUCGAGCACCGUGCACACCGGCGCGUACAUGGAGCAGAGGAAAAACUUAAGGUCCAUCGAGCACUGGACUUUGACGAGAGGGUAGAACUGGUGCACUUCCAGUCCGGCGUCCUCCUGGUUGGUGUGACCCAAAAGCCCAACGACACCACAGUACCUGCUCAAAUUUCUGCCUGCCUGGCAGACAUCUCGGCCUGGAUGAAGGAACACCACCUGCAACUCAACCCAGCCAAGACUGAACUCCUUGUCUUUCCAGCCAACCCUGUUGUUGAACACAACAUCACAGUGCAGCUGGGUGCAACUACAGUAACGCCUUCCAAAUCAGUCAGAAAUCUAAGGGUAACCAUCGACAACAGACUAAAUUUCACAGACCACAUCUCAAAGACCGCAAGAUCAUGUAGAUUUACACUCUACAAUAUCAGGAAGAUAAGACCCUUCCUCUCUGAACAUGCCACAAAACUGCUUUUCCAGUCACUUGUCAUAACUAGACUGGACUACUGUAACGCUCUCACUGCAGGCCUCCCUGCAUGUGCAAUUAGACCCCUCCAAAUGAUCCAGAAUGCAGCAGCACGUCUGGUCUUUAAUGAACCAAAGAGAGCACGUUACACCACUCCUUGUCUCUCUCCACUGGCUGCCGGUUGAUGCACGUAUCAAAUUCAAGUCUCUGAUGCUGGCAUACAGAACAAUCACUGGGUCUGCUCCAGCAUACCUAAAAUCAUUUAUGCAGAGCUACACGCCCACUAGAAGCCUGCGGUCGGCUAAGGAACGUCGCCUUGUUGUACCAACACAAAGAGGCACCAAAACACUUUCCCGGACUUUCAGCUUCAUCAUACCACGUUGGUGGAACAACCUUCCCAACUCCAUCCGUGAAGCUGACUCACUCUCUGUCUUCAAAAAAUGACUAAAACACAUCUUUUCCAUGAGCACUUAACCAGUCAUUAAAAAAUAAAAUAAAAUAAAAUUUCCUGUUGCACUUUAUUCUGUUUUGAAUACUAUUAUGAUGUUAGUGAAACUUUGUAAUACAGCACUUUUCAUACCACUGUCUCCUUAAGAUGAUUCGCUUAUGUUUUCCUCUUUUGUAAGUCGCUUUGGAUAAAAGUGUCUGCCAAAUGAAUAAAUGUAAAUGUAAAUGUAAAUAUUUAUUAAUUAAUGAUGGAGUAACACAAUUAGUUAUUAGAAAUAAAUAGGAAGGCUGUUUUGUUUAAAAUUAAUUAAAAUAAUUGUGGCAAGAGGGCCUUUUACCACACCUGGGGUAAAAGGCCCCUAGAGGGGUUAUAGUGAUAUUGUGUAAACGGGGUUGUGAGGGUUACUUUUGAAAUGUAUUCCACUACAGAUUACAGAAUACAUGCUGUAAAAUGUAAUAUGUAAUGUAUUCCAUUAGAUUACUCAAGGUCAGUAACAUAUUCUAAAUACUUUGGAUUACUUCUUCAGCACUGGUAGAUUUUUUCACUUGUUUUGACUAUAAAAACUCUGUCAGUACAGUAAGACAAAAUACACAUGUUAAAAAUACAUUCUCUGAAAAACAUAAAUAUCUUAUGCAGUGUUGUUUCUAAAACAAGAUAAUUCAAAUUGAUCUUGUUUUAAGGAUUUUUAGAUAUUUUUACAGGAAAACUAUACAAAAAUUAUUAUCAAGAAUAAGAUUUUUGCCCUAAUAUCAAAGGUCUUACUUGAAAAAAGAAAUUAUGAUCCAUCGUGAAUUUUCUUGAUAAAAAAAUAUGAUUGUGCCUGGUAACGUGCAUGUAAAAUGUCUAGAAAUAGCAUUUUAGCUUAGUGUAAAGCUGAUAAUUUACACAAGGUUUAUUUCUAUUUCUUCUGCUUCAAACUUACUUCAAACUUACUUUAAACUUCUCUGUCUGCUCGUAUGAAUGUAACACAUCAUAAGAAAGUGUUUCACCGCUGUUCAAAUGCACUUUGGAUCGCAUUAUUUAUAUGUAUAAAUAUUUUCCAUCUGAAAGGACUGAAUAUU
Molecule: messenger RNA, 2170 nt
Organism: Myxocyprinus asiaticus (Chinese sucker)
Lineage: Eukaryota; Metazoa; Chordata; Actinopteri; Cypriniformes; Catostomidae
Exons: 3
Coding region: 1-846 (281 amino acids)
Source: RefSeq, a predicted model, not a curated record